AUGAGAAACAAAAUUUUUGUGGUUUACACGGUAUUAUGGAUACUUGCCGAAAUCGAACUGUCGACACCUGUUUCAACUGUACUAGAUACCUCCGAUGAAUAUGAUUACAACUACGUUAACGACAUAAAUUUUGCUGAAGAUGAAAAUGAUGAUUUCAGUGGUGAACAUGGCAGUGGUGAAAUGGCCAGGAAUGAACUGAACAUCGCAGAGGCUGAAGAAGUAAGCCAAAAAGACGAAAUUUAUCGUUCUUAUAUGGAUGUCGUUCAUCGCUUUAACAGAAGCAUGAAUUUAAAAGCAGAUCCAUGCGCUGAUUUCUUUGACUACGCUUGUGGAAAUAACAAACGUGAAAAUGAUGUCUUCUCAGAGAUGGGUGAAAAAAAUGAUUUGAAAAUUAUUGAAGCGUUGGAAAAGCUGCAGAAUAAUCUAACAAAGCCUAGUUUCGUUGGAAAAGCAAAACGAUACUAUGACGCUUGUGUUUCUUCGACUAUCGACGGAUGUAAGAGUUCAGAUGUAAUCGCAAUUUUUCGACAGUUGAUCAAAAAUUUCUCAAUGUCAACUGGAUUUCAUUUUCCCUAUACGGUCAGCAACACCAGUGGAGCUAGAAAAGAACAAAUUUUGACUCCAAAAGCCCUUGCCAAAGCGGUGGCGGUUCUCUCUACUCUUCAUGUUGAUACACUGAUUACGCCUUCCCUAAUAUUCAACGAUUUUUUACAAAGGCCGCAGUAUAUGCUUUUCAUAGACCAGAGUACACUGUAUAUACCGGCCACCACAUUUGCCAGAACUGGUGUUAGCCAACUGCAGAACUACAUGUUUAGUAUAGUAGAUACAAUAACUAGAUUCUGCACUGCAAUGAACAUUUCUUUGUCUAACGAAGACAUUUUGAAAUUUGCUGGGGAUAUGAUAAAUUUGGAAGCUACCAUUGCUAAAGAAUACAGCACUGAUGAAAUUCUUGAUGGUGAAUGUUACAGUACGGCAGAAUGUUUUGUUGAAAAUUUCGAUGAAUAUGGAUUUAUGGAUUUUAAAGAAUAUUUUCAAGUUCUUUCUGAAAAUAGUAAAUACAUUAAUGACUAUUUUGCUGAUAGCAAUCGGUUUCUUAAAGACUUGAUGAGUAAUAUAAGAGAUUCACUGAUUGCGAUGGUUAGAUAUACUUUUGCGGACGAUGAUGCAUCUUUUGGCACGAUUAAAAAGGAACUACAGAAAGUUGACAUAGCUGCCAGGUAUCCGGUGUACGCGCAUGACAAUUAUUUGAAUUCACGUUACAGCGACAUGAAGUUUGAAGAAACUGACACUUAUUUUGAAAUGCACGAAAAAUUACUACAGUUCAAGUUCGCGAUUUCUUAUGAACUACUAGCUAAUGGAAAAAAAAAAAUUAGCAUUGCAUAUACGCUAUUGUCGAGACCAUUUUUCGACUAUGAAUGGCCACUGUCAGUAAUCUAUGGAACUCUUGGAUCUGCUAUCGGCCAUGAAUUAGUGCAUAGUUUUGCUGAAUUACCAAAGCGAUAUCCAUGGAUUGAGAAGGUUUAUUCAAAAACCUUGUAUAAGAAACAGAGCGAUAUGGAGGAAUGCUUAAUCAAACAGUAUCGGCAGUACUGCCCGUUAAACGGCACUGGUUUGCAACCGGAGUGCUUAGAUGGUUACAGCUCAAUGCUAGAAAAUAUGGCAGACAAUGCAGGAGUUGUCGCUGCAUACAUGGCUUAUCGAAAUCAAAUCUCUUUUUAUGGACAAGAUCCCCGACUUCCACAUCCAAAAUUACGACAGUUAACACAUGAUCAACUUUUUUUUUUGGCUUAUGCUCAAAACUUUUGUCGUAAGCCACCUCAAAUAGAGGAACUGCAUAUGGAAUUAAUCACCAAUUCAAAAUACAGCCCGCUGAAAUACCGUGUAAUAGGGCCGUUGUCAAAUUUUGCUGCUUUUAGUAAUGCAUUCCAUUGUCCGUCGAUAAACAAUGGUGAACAGUCAAAACGAUGUUAUACUUGGCUACCGACCCCUGAACAGAUUAUCUGA
This is a messenger RNA of Enterobius vermicularis (human pinworm), 2004 nucleotides long. The record is from the annotation of a GenBank genome assembly. Lineage: Eukaryota; Metazoa; Nematoda; Chromadorea; Rhabditida; Oxyuridae.